Messenger RNA from Pundamilia nyererei, 1665 nucleotides. RefSeq lists its product as uncharacterized. The transcript is spliced from 5 exons. Lineage: Eukaryota; Metazoa; Chordata; Actinopteri; Cichliformes; Cichlidae. The record is from RefSeq and is a predicted model, not a curated record. Gene Ontology annotation, molecular function: RNA binding. The coding region runs from base 1 to 840 and encodes 279 amino acids.
AUGGCGAUAGCCAGCUGCCGUGCUCGAGUGGCUUGGGCCGACUGUGCACGAGUAGCGAGUUCGCCCCUGCUGCAACAGCACUUAGCAGACGCCCGGCCCUGGGGUGGACCUUCGGGUUGUGUUCCCCACUUGGGCUUCGGCUGGCUGGACCGCCAGCCCCCUCACCAGUCUGCUGACGGCACAGGCCCUCUGCUUUCAGCGGCCGUGCUGACGCUGCGGGCUGUGUUCCCCUGGCACAUUGCCCACGGUUCACCGGCUUACGCUCCAGCAGCACUGGUUCCCUGUCUGGCAUUGCCCACUUCUUGCUGGGUUGUGUGUCCAGUAGGGUCCCCACUCAGUUGCUCGGCAGAGGGCGAGGACAGUCUGAAGAAGAUGCAGCUGAUGGAGUUGGCCAUCCUGAACGGGACGUACAGAGACGCCAGCAUCAAAACCUCAUCCCUCGCCUUUUCUUUCGCAGCAUCUAGCGUCUCGCAACAGGCUUCUCGUGUCCUCUCAGGCCCCGCCCCCGUACUGGCACCGCCCACUGCCCUGCGUACACCUGCCCCCACAGGCCCCACUCUCAUGCCUCUGAUUCGGCAGAUCCAGACAGUGUUGCCCAAUGGAACACCGGCACUGAUGGCAGGGGUGGGGCCUGAGUCUGGCCUGAUCUACACGACGCCAUACGAUUACCCGUACACUCUGGCGGCACCAGCGUCCAUCUUGGAGUACCCGCUGGACUCUGGGGGGAUGUUGGGUAAGCCCGCCCCCCCCUGUUCCUGUGAAUGCUCUCCCACCCCUCACCACCACACUCAUGGCCAGUGGAGCCCUGCCCCUACACUGGUCCUCCGACAUGCCUCCUGAGAGACAAAACAAACAAACGAUCAAACAAACACACACACGGCCUUGUGCCUCCUGCUGGACGGAUGAGGUCAUCAUUGCUCCAUCAUUAUCUGCCGUUUGAUUGGCUGAAAAUGUUUGAACUGACUUCUAGCACUGAUGUCAUGUGACCACAGCUUCCUGCAUUGAAAACACGCCUGUGAACUGAAAACACGCCUCCACUUGCAGACGCUUUCAGGUCGAUGCAAACACGCCGAUUUUUGGAGAGGAAGUAAAAGUUGAUUCAAGUGAUUUAAAAAUUUGUAAUCUUCAGGAAAUAAAAUUUCAGAGAAAAGUAUUAGAAAGGUUUAAAUAUCAGAAUAAUGAGGACUUUGGUAUUGUGAGAGGAAGAGCUAAAUUUACACAUUCAAGCAUGAAAUAUUACUUUGGCCUUUAUGAGCCACAGUGACCAAUCAAAGUAAGGCACUCAAAGGGGUGUCACCUUUGUGAUGAUGUCUCAGUUCAGUCUCGUCCUGAAAGCCUCUCAGAUCUCAUCUGGAGUGAAAUUGUCUCCCGGUGUGUGCCUUAAUGCAAGUUUCUUAUUGUUUUCAUCACUGACCAACGAUGAUGUCAUGACGUACCUGUUCUGUCACGAUGGACAGGUCUGUCCCUGUCCUCCAAGGGCUGAUGGAGCUAAACUUCUGCCUAGCCCCGCCCUUCUGGCUGCACGCCUACCUUUCCCACGCCACAGAUUCACUUUGAUCUGAAGCUAUGUUUGUUACAGCCAUAAUGCAAACACACCUGAAAGGAAGGGUCAGAGCUUUAAAAAUGAAAUGAUUGAUAAAACCGUGCUUUAACCAAACACAGACA